Leptinotarsa decemlineata (Colorado potato beetle) is the source of this 933-nucleotide messenger RNA. Its product is annotated as voltage-dependent T-type calcium channel subunit alpha-1G. Gene Ontology annotation, molecular function: voltage-gated sodium channel activity; low voltage-gated calcium channel activity. The record is from RefSeq and is a predicted model, not a curated record. NCBI's taxonomy places the organism in Eukaryota, Metazoa, Arthropoda, Insecta, Coleoptera, Chrysomelidae. Gene Ontology annotation, cellular component: neuron projection; plasma membrane; voltage-gated sodium channel complex. Gene Ontology annotation, biological process: calcium ion import; calcium ion transmembrane transport; membrane depolarization during action potential.
CGCCUCCCAUCCGACUCAUAAAGUACGCGAAAAACAGAAAUCCAUCUUUUCGCCGUUGAAAACUGUGCCAAAGUACUGAGACUUAUCUAGUUCGGAAUCUGAUAAUCGUUCGAAUAUCGUUGAAUUGAAGACUAUUACGAAAUCGUCUUGUACCGAUGAAGUGUAGGAAACAUAUAGAUGCAACUGAAUCGCGGUAAUUUCGCGGUAAUGACUGUAGUGAAGUGCAAGUGCGUGAUGUGGUGAUGAAAGACUUAUGAGUGCAGAUAACAUGCACUACUACCCGACUGCCGCAUUUCCUAGUGCUGGUUAUACCUACUGUCGUUCGGGUUCUGAUAGCAGACUGCAUCGGAGGGGCUCGCACAGAGAUGUGGUCGACGCCUUUGACAGCGGAGACUCCACUUUGUCCGAUAUGGAAGAGUCGGAGUCAGGAUCUGGUUCAGGAUCAGGAGUGGACGUUGAUCCUAAUCUUCCAUACCCGGGCAUCGCACCCAUUACCCUACGGUAUCUCUCCCAGACCACGAGGCCACGCAGUUGGUGUUUGGCGCUCAUCUCGAAUCCAUAUCCUUUUUUAUACAAAUUAUUGAGGUGUUGCAGGGUGUAUUACGGAAUAUUUCACGUUUUUAGAUACACACGAGAAGUUUAUUCAUUACGUACAUAAAGAAUACAAUCAAUCACAGUAGAAUCUGAUGAAAUUACUGUUCAAUAUAUCAGAACUGUGAAUACACUAUUCUCAAUGCUCAUUUUUAGAACAAAGUUGGCAUUGUCAAUUCUAAGUGUAACGAAUUUCUGCAAAUAGACGUAAGGCAUUUCUUCAUUCAGGAUUAACUCAAUUGCUUAGUAGAGCUCAUUAUGAAUGAAAUUUCAUGAACUAAUUACACUGAAUGCUAAUACUUUGAUUUUUCUAUCUGACUUUAAAACAUGUUCAUCAAAAUC